UCUUCGAAUCAUUUGGUUGGUGAGAUCCCAAAGGAGUUUGGGAAGAUGAAAAGUAUGUUGUAUUUGUACUUAUCUGAUAACCAACUUUCAGGUAUCAUACCUCUGGAGCUUCAAUUCUAUGAAUUCCUUGAAAAACUUGAUUUGUCUGGAAAUAGAUUGAAUGGGUCUAUACCAAAAAGUAUUGGUCAUUGGGCACACAUCCACUACUUGAAUCUUAGUAAUAACCAGCUUAGUGAGAAAAUUCCAUCUGAGAUUGGUAAAUUAGGUCAACUUACAGAACUUGAUUUGUCUCAGAAUUUGCUUACAGAAGAGAUACCAUCAGAAGUUUAAAGUUUGAAAAACCUGCAAAAAUUGAACCUUUCUCAGAAUAGACUAUCUGGUUCUAAUCCAAACGCUUUUACUAGUUUGCCUAGUGGGAUUGACAUCGACCUGUCUAACAAUGAGCUCACAGGUCCAGUUCCGUUUUGCUCUAACUUUGUAAAUGCAUCCUUACAAGGCAAUCUAGGUUUGUGUGGAAAUUUUACAGGACUAAAGUUUUGUGCAAGUCCAAUCUUGAACAAGAGAAAUGAUCCCUUACAUCAUCAACUCAUUCUUGUAAUUAUGCUCCCUCUUAUUGGGGUAAUUUUACUUGGUUUAUAUGUGUGUGGCCUCAUUGUUUAUAGAAAACAAAUGAUACAUUCUCCACAGAACCCAUUUGACGAAGAGGGCGGUGAUCAUUUCUCCAUAACAAAUUUUGAUGGGGGAGUAGUGUAUGAUGAUAUCUUGAAGGCGACAAAUGAUUUCGAUGAAGCAUAUUGUAUUGGGACCGGAGGUUACGGGGCUGUGUACAAAGCCGAGUUACAACCUAACAAUGUGGUAGCUGUCAAGAAACUUCAUUCAUCAUCUGGGAAUGGUGACCAUAAUGGAUUUCUUAAUGAGGUACGAGCAUUAACGAAUAUAAGGCAUCGAAACAUAGUGAAACUCUAUGGAUAUUGCUCCCAUGCCCGCCACUCAUUUUUGAUUUAUGAAUACCUUGAAAAGGGAAGCCUUGGAUCAAUCUUAAGAAGCAAUGACUUAGCAAAAGAUCUAGAUUGGUUGAAAAGGGUCAAUAUUGUGAAGACCAUAGCUAAUGGUUUGGCUUAUAUGCAUCACGAUUGCUCACCUCCUAUAAUUCAUAGAGACAUUUCCAUUGCCAACAUUCUUCUUGAUUCCGAUUAUGGGGCUCAUAUUUCUGAUUUUGGCACGUCGAAGCUUUUAAAGCUAGACUCAUCCAACUGGACCGCAAUUGCUGGCACAUAUGGUUAUAUCUCGCCAGAGCUUGCUUAUACAAUGGUGAUAACCGAGAAAUGUGAUGUAUAUAGCUUUGGAGUUGUUGCACUAGAAUUGGUCAUGGGAAAGCAUCCUGGAGAACUAAUCGCAUAUUUACCAACACUAUCUGAUGAUCAUCUUGUGCACGCAAAUGUGGGAGAUAGUCGGAUACCGCCUCCGUCAUCCCAAUCAGAGAAACAAGUUAAGAUUGUUCUGAGUCUCUCAAGGUUUCCUAUGAUGCACCCUGAUGAUACGUAUGCAAUUAAAUGCCUUCUUGUUAAGAUACUAUUGAUGAUUGUACUACUUAGGGAUGUAAAUUCAUCGAACGUUCAACGAACAGUUCGUGAACCAUUCGGCAUGUAG
This is a messenger RNA of Lactuca sativa (garden lettuce), 1650 nucleotides long. The record is from RefSeq and is a predicted model, not a curated record. NCBI's taxonomy places the organism in Eukaryota, Viridiplantae, Streptophyta, Magnoliopsida, Asterales, Asteraceae.